AUGUCGCGUCUUGAAAUGAUAUAUUUAAUGCAAGUAUCGCUGUAUCUCCCAACACUGUACGAUGUAUUUACCUUUAUUCAAGUGAACCACUGCGCCAAAUCCGCGGUGAGUUUUCUUAAAGUGAACCCGUGGUUUACCUUAACACAAGACAUUGAAAGGUUUUACGAUUUAUACCACCCCGACACGUUGAACUGCAACUUUUUACCAAUAUCAUUCGAUUAUCUUUCAAAACCAAUUUAUAUCAGAAAUUGCGUUAUAGAAAACACUCCUGAAAUUAUUGAAAAUUUUACACCAGAUAUUUGUGAAAAAAUGACCAGUUUAGAUAUUAUAGAUACAUUUGUGAAUGAAAACAACAACCCACAAAAACUAUUUCAAAUGAUUAUAGAAACUUUUCGCCAAAAGAUAACUAUGUCAAUAGACUAUUUCAUAAAUUUUAUCGAUUUCUUUGAACAGUUUUUCCCAAAAACAUUUUUGUUUAUUAUAACAAAUAAUAAAACUUUCAAAACAACAAAUGAAGCCAUUAAUAUACUAUUAAAUAUAAUUAACGAACUUCCUUUGAAAUAUUCAACACAAAUUGAUAUUGAUUGGACUUAUACCAUAUUAUCAAUGGAAAAUAUUACUUUGACACAAAAUUGUCGAAAUUAUUCAAACAAUGUUAGUAUAGAAUAUGCAGAUUACUUUACACCAUUCAUCAGUAACAAUUCUUUGACAUUUCAAACAAAAAAUUUGACUCAAAUUUCUGAUUUACAUAAAGUUGAAAAAAUCAUCGAAAAAAGUGCAGCUACAAAAGUUACUUUUGUGGGUGACGUUUGUGAUUUGAGUCUUUUGCAAAUACCAAAAUUCGUCAAAUCAAUUUCACUAAAUAAAGAAUUUGUACCAAAUUUCUUCAAACCAAUUUCACCAUAUAAUGUAAAUAUACCAAUAUUAAUUGGAGGCGAACAGAAAAAAACAAACUUUGUGAUUCUUCCUGAUGUUUUGAACAUUGAAGAGUUUGAUUCAAGAUUUGUUGAUUUCCAAUUUUCGGAAGAAUUUAACACUGUUAAAAAAAUUGAGAUAACGAACGCCAAAAUAGUUAAAAAGAAACGAAUAGAACUACUUGAUAAAUGUAAUAAAAAACGUAUUUGGGAGAACAAGCAACAAUUUCCAUUUGCCAGUGUCGAAGAGUUGAAAUUGAUCGAUUUUAGUGAUGUUUGCUAUGAACAAUUUAAAACGUUACAAAAACUUUCACUUUUUUAUGUAAGAAAUGUUGAGUUGUGUAUUAAUAAAGAAUGUGCAAAAAAUAUUACAUGUACAAACUGUUCUAACUGCAUUUUAAACAUCGACUGCGAAAGUUGUGAAACUUUUGAAUUUGACAUGUGUCCAGAUUUUACAUUCAAUUUCUUAAAUACAAAAAAUAAAAAUUUAAGUGUCAAAAUAACAAAUUCUUUAAAUUCAAAAAUCUCAUCAGAGACAGACUUCAUGAAAUUUUUGUCUGUCUACGAUUCUUCGAAUUUUAAAAUAGCGAAAAACACUAAAAUUAAGAAGUUGGCGAUUUCAAAUUCGACACUCAAAAAGAAAGUUGGUGUCGAAGCUGAAGAAGUUGUAUUUGAAGCCUUGUCGGAAUGUGUAGAUAUCGAUUUCACCCAUACAAAGAGUGUGUUACUGUUCAACAUCGAGAACUUCAUUUUUUCAAACACAUUUGAUAAAUGUGAAAUUAUCGAAAUCGAGUAUAGCUGUGACUGCGAUUUCAUUUUUGGUGAUUCAAAAAUACAAAAGCUGGCAAUUAUUUCAUCAAAAGCAAUUGAUUUUAAAGGAAAUUUUAACUCCCUUCAAAAAGUUGAAUAUUUUGAUUCAACAUUCACAUUUCCAUCAAAUUUCAAUUUACCAAAACACACAAUUUGUCUUUCAAAGUCAAAUGAAAGUGAGACUUGUGAAUUUAGCACUUUAGAAAAAUAUGAGGAACUGAAGCAAAAGUGUUUGACAAAAGAAUACACACCCUUUUUAAGAACAUAUUCAUUUGGAUACCCAAAAACAAUAGUUACAUCAUAUCAAAACAAUUUGUUCCAAACAGUGUUUGAAAGUUUUAAAAAUGCUUUUUAUUCUUCAAUAUGCCCCGAACGACAAAACAUUUUUAAUGAAGUUGUUGAUGCACAUCAUAUAAAUUUUUAUGUUAAUCCAACACUUCCUCCAAAUGUUACAACUGAAAGUGCUACAAUUAACAGUCACAAUUUUAUAAUCAAAAAUUGUGUGUGCACAGCACUCAGUAUUGAACAACACGUCAAUUUCAUUCCAAAUUUGAAAAUUGAAAAUUUCAUUGGGGAGUUCCCGAAUUUCUCUACAAGUGCGUUUGGAAGAGUAGAAAUGAAAAAAUGCAAUUUUGUUGCACCUUUUGAAUUUAUGAAAAAUAACUUGACGCUUAACGUGGUUGAACUAAAAAUUCACCAAUGUACCCACUUUACUAUUGGAUUAACGAGUAAAACAAAAGAAGUCGACAUUGUCGAGUCAAUAGGAUGUAUCAAUUAUACGUAUGGGCUGGGAAAUUACAACAGAAUUCACUUUGAACGGUCUCAAAUUGUAACAUUUAACAAGUCCAACUUGUAUGAAAAUGUCAACGAUUUGUGUUUUGACUCAACCGAAUUUCCUAAAAUGUUUGAGCAAAAAUGCGUGAACAAUUUGGUGAUGAAAAACAUUGUUGAUAUACAUUAUAUAAUAAUUAUAAUGUCUAAAACGGCAACUUUUGAAAACUGCAAAAAUCUUGUUAUUAUUGUUUAUAAUGAGACAGAACACGUCGUUCUGAAAAUGUGCAAAAGGUGUUUUGUAAUGACGAAAAAACCAAAAAUUAUUACACAAAAAUGUGAUGAUGUUGAAAUUUUUGAUGAUACUACUGCGCUGACACAACGAGUAAAUCAA
Molecule: messenger RNA, 2889 nt
Organism: Entamoeba invadens IP1
Lineage: Eukaryota; Evosea; Mastigamoebida; Endamoebidae
Exons: 2
Source: RefSeq, a predicted model, not a curated record